AUGCUAAUUGACUAUGGUGGAACAUACGCCUUUUUGGUGGUUAGUCUUCUACACCUAGAAAUUGACUUGCAUACCAAAUGUGUGGUGGAUGUAGAUGCAAACAAGGUUAUUCUUAAUCCUGUAAAUACUAAUCUUUCCAAAGGAGAUGCCCGAAGCCAGCCAAAGGUGUUUGCAUACGAUCAUUGUUUCUGGUCUAUGGAUGAAUCUGUCAGAGAAAAGUAUGCAGGUCAAGAUGAUGUUUUUAAGUGCCUUGGAGAGAAUAUUCUUCAAAAUGCUUUUGAUGGCUACAAUGCAUGUGUCUUUGCCUACGGACAGACUGGAUCUGGAAAAUCUUAUACCAUGAUGGGCACAGCUGACCAACCUGGAUUAAUCCCAAGACUUUGCAGUGGACUCUUUGAACGAACUCAGAAAGAGGAAAAUGAAGAGCAGAGUUUUAAAGUAGAAGUGUCCUAUAUGGAAAUUUAUAAUGAAAAAGUCAGAGACCUUCUUGAUCCCAAAGGAAGCCGUCAAACGUUAAAAGUCAGAGAGCACAGUGUGUUGGGACCCUAUGUCGACGGACUUUCUAAACUGGCUGUCACAAGCUAUAAGGAUAUUGAGUCUUUGAUGUCUGAGGGUAAUAAAUCUCGUACAGUUGCUGCAACCAACAUGAAUGAGGAGAGUAGUCGAUCCCAUGCGGUCUUCAAAAUCACCCUCACACAUACUUUGUACGAUGUGAAGUCUGGGACAUCUGGAGAGAAAGUGGGCAAACUGAGCUUGGUGGAUUUAGCUGGCAGUGAGCGGGCAACAAAAACUGGAGCUGCUGGUGACAGGUUGAAGGAGGGGAGCAACAUUAACAACUCCCAGAAGGACGUAACCAGUCAUUAUUUCAGUAUGAUGAGGGACAGUCUUGGGGGCAACAGUAAGACAGCCAUGGUAGCUACUGUGAGUCCAGCAGCUGAUAACUAUGACGAAACCCUUUCAACUCUGCGGUAUGCAGAUCGCGCCAAGCACAUUGUGAACCACGCUGUGGUGAAUGAGGAUCCUAACGCACGAAUCAUCCGAGAUCUAAGAGAAGAAGUAGAAAAACUCCGAGAGCAGCUAACCAAAGCAGAGGCAAUGAAGUCUCCAGAGCUAAAAGAACGGCUGGAAGAAUCAGAGAAGCUAAUCCAGGAAAUGACUGUGACCUGGGAGGAGAAGUUAAGGACAACCGAGGAGAUCGCCCAGGAGCGGCAGAAACAACUUGAAAGUCUUGGAAUAUCUCUUCAAUCUUCUGGAAUUAAAGUCGGGGAUGAUAAAUGUUUCCUUGUUAAUCUGAAUGCUGAUCCUGCUUUGAAUGAACUUCUGGUUUACUAUUUAAAGGAACAUACAUUGAUAGGUUCAGCAAAUUCCCAAGAUAUCCAGCUGUGUGGCAUGGGAAUUCUUCCUGAACACUGUAUUAUAGACAUCACGCCAGAAGGCCAGGUUAUCCUGACUCCUCAAAGGAACACCAGAACAUUUGUAAAUGGCUCUUCUGUGUCCAGUGCUAUACAGCUACACCAUGGGGACAGGAUAUUAUGGGGAAACAACCACUUCUUCAGAUUGAAUUUGCCUAAAAAGAAAAAGAAAGUAGAUCGAGAGGACGAGGAACAAGAUACCUCCAUGAAGAAUGAUACCAGUUCUGAGCAGCUGGAUAUAGACGGAGACUCCUCCAGCGAGGUAUCCAGUGAAAUCAACUUCAACUAUGAAUAUGCACAGAUGGAGGUUACCAUGAAGGCUCUGGCUAAUAAUGAUCCAAUGCAGUCAAUAUUGAACAGCGUAGAACAACAGCACGAAGAAGAAAAACGAUCCGCAUUAGAGCGCCAGAGACUUAUGUAUGAGCAUGAAUUGGAGCAGCUACGAAGAAGGCUGUCUCCGGAGAAACAAAACUGUCGCAGCUCGGACAGGUUUUCUUUCCAGUCCCCCAGCGCUCAGCAGCGAUUGAGACAGUGGGCCGAAGAGAGAGAAGCAACACUGAAUAACAGCCUGAUGAGGCUAAGGGAACAAAUUGUUAAAGCCAAUCUGUUGGUGAGAGAAGCUAAUUACAUUGCAGAAGAACUGGAUAAAAGAACGGAGUAUAAAGUAACCCUACAGAUUCUAGCCUCCAGCCUCGAUGCCAACAGGAAGCGAGGCUCUCUUCUUAGUGAACCUGCAAUCCAGGUAAGAAGAAAAGGAAAAGGAAAGCAGACUUGGUCCUUGGAAAAAUUGGACAACAGGUUGUUGGAUAUGAGAGACCUUUACCAGGAGUGGAAGGAGUGUGAAGAAGAUACCCCAGUAAUACGGUCUUACUUCAAGCGUGCCGAUCCAUUCUAUGAUGAGCAGGAAAAUCACAGUCUCAUUGGGGUGGCAAAUGUCUUCCUCGAGUCCCUCUUCUAUGAUGUGAAGUUACAAUAUGCUGUUCCAAUUGUCAACCAGAAAGGAGAGGUGGCAGGUCGGCUGCAUGUCGAGGUGAUGCGGAUCAGUGGCGACAUUGCGGAAAGGAUUGCCGGAGGAGAUGAUGCUGCAGAUACCUCCUUUGAUAAGGAGACCCAUGAGAACAAACUCACAUGCAUGGUUAAAAUACUCCAAGCCACUGGGUUGCCACAGCAUCUGUCCCACUUUGUAUUCUGCAAAUACAACUUCUGGGAUCAACAGGAUCCAGUAAUGGUCGCACCGGAAGUAGACACCUCAUCCUCUUCUGUCAGCAAGCAGCCUCAGUGCAUGGUUGUCUUUGAUCAUUGCAAAGAGUUUUCUGUUAACAUCACUGAAGACUUUCUUGAGCACCUUUCAGAAGGGGCACUGGCAAUUGAAAUAUAUGGCCAUAAGAUGACCGAUUCACCGAAAAACCCAGCCCUGUGGGAUUUGGGGAUUAUUCAAGCAAAAACACGUAGUCUUCGGGACAGAUGGAGUGAAGUCACCAGGAAAAUGGAAUUCUGGGUUCAAAUCUUGGAACAGAAUGAGAAUGGUGAAUACUGCCCCGUAGAAGUAAUUUCUGCAAAGGACGUGCCUACAGGAGGAAUCUUCCAACUCCGGCAGGGGCAGUCCCGGCGAGUACAAGUGGAAGUGAAGACUGUGCAGGAGUCUGGGACGUUACCACUGAUGGAAGAAAGUAUAUUGUCCGUUGGCAUUGGGUGUGUAAAAGUUAGAGCACUCAGAUCCCCGAAGACGCAUGAGACCUUCCAUGAUGAAGAGGAAGACAUGGAUAGCUACCAGGAUCGGGAUUUAGAGAGACUACGUAGAAAAUGGCUAAAUGCGUUAACAAAACGUCAGGAGUACUUAGAUCAACAACUGCAGAAGCUUGUUAGUAAACAUGCCACGACCCCAGUUCCUGGGAUGGAGACACACAUUCCUGUUAUAUUCCUUGAUUUAAAUGCGGAUGAUUUCAGCUCUCAGGAUAAUCUUGAUGACCCAGAACCUGGUGGAUGGGAUGCUACCCUUACUGAGGAAGAGGAGGACGAGUUCUUUGAACUGCAAAUUGUCAAACACCAUGAUAGAGAGGUGAAAGCGGAAGCUUCGUGGGACUCCGCAGUGCACAGUUGUCCUCAGCUCAGCAAAGGCACCCCUGCGGAUGAGCGAGUGUUUCUGAUUGUGCGGGUGACGGUUGGGCUCAGCCAUCCAGCUGACAUGCAGCUAGUGUUGCGCAAACGAAUCUGUGUCAAUGUGCAUGGCCGGCAGGGUUUUGCUCAGAGUCUCCUAAAAAAGAUGUCUCAUCGAAGUUCUAUUCCUGGCUGCGGAGUGACUUUUGAGAUUGUCUCCAAUAUCCCAGAGGAUGCCCAGGGAGUAGAGGAACGAGAAACAUUAGCGAGAAUGGCAGCUAAUGUGGAAAACGCGGCUUCUGCUGACUCCGAGGCUUACAUUGAAAAAUACCUUCGAAGCGUGCUGGACGUGGAGAACCUGCUCACUCUGGAUCGCCUUCGCCAGGAAGUUGCGGUGAAGGAGCAGUUGACGGCCAAAGGGAAACUGAGUAGGAGGAGUAUCAGCUCUCCCAAUGUGAACAGAUUGUCUGGCAGCCGACAAGAUCUCAUUCCUUCUUACAGUCUAGGCAGCAACAAGGCCCGGUGGGAAAGUCAACAGGAUGUAUCCCAAAUCGCAGUUUCCAGAGGAGCCGCUCCGGUCGCCCCAUCCCUCCCUGGUUGUCCCCAGAAUAACCAUUCUCCUGAUCCAGGACGUAGUAGCCAAGUGGCCUCCUACCUGACCCCAGUCAAAUCCUUCGUGCCACAGAUGCCCAAGCUGCUGAAGUCCCUCUUCCCUGUGCGCGACGAGAGAAGGGGCAAACAGCCAUCUCCCCUUGCACAUCAGCCGGUGCCCCGCAUCAUGGUGCAGCCUGCCCUCCCGGACCCCAGGACGACCAGGGUGGCGGAGGCUCCCCGAGAGAGCACGGGGGUGAGUGUGGCCCCCGACGUGACAGUGCCGACUGCCCCCGCGGUGAAGACCCACGACAAACCCACUGAGGUGCCUUCGCCGCAGUGCGCGGCCAUCAACACCCAGGUCCCCGAAGUGCAGGACGGGCCACCCAGCCCCGUGAGCGAGGCCUCCAGCGGGUACUUCUCUCACAGUGUCUCCACCGCUACGCUGUCAGAGGCCUUCGCCCCUGGCAUGGAUGCUGCAGCCCAGGCGGGUGGGCAGACGCCCGGCUCACCCCCUCUUGUCCCAGGCCGGGCCGGCCCGGAGACCGAGCCCCUGUUUCCGAGUGCUGCUCCCGGAGCUGACAGCGCCCUCCCUGCCUCUCCGGAGGGACAGACCCGCCUUCUGUCACUACCUGUCUCAGCAGCGCAGACUCCACGGAGUGACGGCGACAGUGGGGCCCCGGCCCAGGGAGCAGCGUCCUCAGAGCAGCAGCAUAAAGAAGCAGGCACUUCGCCAGCUCCUCUGCCCCCUCCCGCCCCCCAGGAGUCUCCCAGCCCGCAGAGCGGGGGCGAUGGUUCCCCCGCCACCAAGCCGCUAGGAGGACCCAAGGACCAGGCCCGGCCAGCCACCAGCGCAGAGCCGGGGGUCUCCAAACCACAGCUGGCGCCUGACCUCCUGUCCCAGUCACCUGCCCCAGCCUCCCCGUUCAGAAUCCGCAAGGUGCGGACCUCGGAGCUGAAGUCCUACCCAGGAGGGCCUGGCGAUGGCAGCUCUGGAGGUCAGACCCUGGAGAAGCUGGAAGUGUCCUCCGAUUCUGAGGAAGCCAGUGAAGUCCCAGAGUGGCUCCGCGAGGGAGAAUAUGUCAUCGUGGGCGCCAACAAAGGGGGCGUCGUGAGAUACAUCGGGCCCACCGACUUCCAGGAGGGGACGUGGGUCGGAGUGGAGCUCGACUUACCCUCAGGUAAGAACGACGGCUCCAUCGGAGGGAAGCAGUACUUCAAGUGCAACCCUGGCUACGGGCUGCUGGUGAGGCCGGCCCGGGCUGUGGAGCCCGAUGUUGGUUAUUGGGGCCUAUUUGCCCACGAGGCCAACAUUCUCAAGUCCUGGCACCCAACUGUAGACAGUGCGGGUUCCCAGCAGCUCUGGGGACAUCAGCCCAGUCCCUUGGAUCUGGGAGGAGAGAAUGUAGCUGGUCAAAAAAAAUGGGCUGAGAGGCAGGAGGAGUGUCGUGUGGAGAUGCGCCACACUCCUGCCCUGGAAACCAGCUCCAGCCAGGAAGCCCGCGAUGAGGCUCCGUGCUGGAGCCGAGGCAACGGAAGAGCUGCUGUUCAGACGAAAGGAUGUGACCGGAGGUCCUGA
Molecule: messenger RNA, 5679 nt
Organism: Myotis brandtii (Brandt's bat)
Lineage: Eukaryota; Metazoa; Chordata; Mammalia; Chiroptera; Vespertilionidae
Gene: KIF13B
Product: kinesin family member 13B
Biological process (GO): regulation of protein localization; microtubule-based movement
Cellular component (GO): adherens junction
Molecular function (GO): ATP binding; cell adhesion molecule binding; microtubule motor activity
Source: RefSeq, a predicted model, not a curated record